This is a messenger RNA of Pygocentrus nattereri (red-bellied piranha), 2321 nucleotides long. RefSeq names its product flavin-containing monooxygenase FMO GS-OX-like 4. The transcript is spliced from 8 exons. The record is from RefSeq and is a predicted model, not a curated record. Bases 426 to 1745 code for a protein of 439 amino acids. NCBI's taxonomy places the organism in Eukaryota, Metazoa, Chordata, Actinopteri, Characiformes, Serrasalmidae. Gene Ontology annotation, molecular function: N,N-dimethylaniline monooxygenase activity; NADP binding; flavin adenine dinucleotide binding.
AGGAGGAGGAAGAGGAAGGGAGAGCACACGAAGCCUUGUCGAGCUGCAGCAGUGCCAUUCUAGUGAGCUGGUUGUUUGGGCUACUUCAGAAGAAACGAAUCGCGCACUGACCGCUGCAUUUCCAAAGCUAGCGUUCCCUUGUGUCACGACGGGUGAAUGGGCUUUAUAUGAACGGCAUUAGGCUGAUUUUAGUCUCGCUAAACCGCGUGCCGACAGAUCUCAGAGGAGCAAAGUUCGCCUUAGUGACACAUUAGCUACUAAUACGGUGGGAAUGUGACCCGAUACGUUUUGCAGACACUCCAAAAUGGCGAAUGGUGCAGCAAGUGCAGCCGUAUCUCCUGUAGACUAGACUGGUGUCGGUUUCUGCACUGAAGUUUCAGCGUUUCUCAUCCUGACUCGCGAGGAAAGUGUUCUUCCUCCCACAGAUGGGGAGGCUCCGCGUGGCGGUGGUGGGCGCAGGGGCCGCAGGCCUGUGUGCGGCCCGACACAUUUUGUCUCGACCCAGAGAGUUUGACCUCCCGGUGGUGUACGAGCUGACUGACCACGUGGGUGGUACGUGGUUCUAUGAGGAACGUGUGGGCACUUAUGACAAUGGCCUUCCUGUUCAAAGCAGCAUGUACAGGAACCUCAGAACCAACCUGCCUAAGGAGGUUAUGAUGUUUCCUGAUUUUCCCUUCGACUCCCACUUGCCCUCAUUUCUGUCCCACCAGGAUGUUCAGCAGUAUUUGGAGAGAUACUGCAAGAGUCAUGCCAUUACACCACAUAUAAAGUUCAACACCGUGGUGGAAGAGGUGAAGCCCAUCUCCAUGGAGACGGAGGAGGGGGGAGCUGUGACGUGGGAGGUAAUUUCGCGUGGCACGUACGGAGGGCACAGCACACAGACAUUCGACUCGGUGUUCAUCUGCAGUGGACAUUACUCUGUGCCUCACCUGCCCUCCAUUCCAGGAAUGGAGCAUUUUAAAGGAAAGGUGAUGCACAGCCACUCUUAUCGCUGCCCAGAACCGUUCGCCCAUCAAUCUGUUGUGGUUCUGGGUGCUGGAGCAUCUGGAGUUGAUAUCUCAUUCGAGCUCGCUCAAGCUAAAGCCAAGGUGACCCUGAGCCAUAAUAAGCCAGCUGUGCAGUUCUCUUUGCCCCCACAAAUUCAGCAGGCAGCCCCUGUGGUGAAGGUCUUCGAAGAUGGCUCUUUGCUGUUCCAGGAUGGAUCAGUGGCCCAAGCUCAAGUUCUCCUACUUUGCACUGGAUACAGUUACCACUUCCCAUUCCUCUGCCCCAAACAGCUUGGCCUGGAGGUAGAGCACCACCUAGUGGCUCCUCUGUACAAGUACCUGCUGCCUCCUGCCUUCCCCUCGCUCUUUUUUUUAGGCAUCUGCAAAGUGAUCUGCCCUUUUCCUCACUUUCAUUGUCAGGUCCAGUUUGCACUUGCAGUUCUUGAGGGCACAGUUCAGCUGCCUUCACGUGAAGUGAUGGAAGAAGAGGCUGAAAGAGAGAGAACAAGGAAAACACAGAUGGGUGUUCAAGCGAAACACUGUCUGAAAAUGGACUCCGAGCAGUGGGUUUACUACCAAGAUCUGGCGACCACAGCAGGAUUCUCUCCUCCACAGCCGGUUAUACAGAGUCUUUAUGAAGAAGUAAGGAGACAGCGCCAGGCGAAGCCUCAGGCUUACAAACAAAUUAACUACAGACUUGUUGAUGCCACGCAGUGGCAGCUUCUGGAAGCACCAUCUGUACCGAUAGAUAAGGUCUAGUGUUAGUUGUAGGACCAAGGGAAAGUGAUUAUAGGACCCCGUUUCAGUAUGUUUUAAACAUGCCCUCACCAACUUUGACUCACCACAUGGAAGUGCGUCACAUCUACAUUAAGCAAGUGGCCCCACACAGUACAAAUGGAAGAGCGGAGCAGAGGUUUUUAAUUGGAAUGCAUUUGCCUUCAACUAGGUUAGCAGUAAUGUGCUGAUCAGCUAGCUAUGCAAAUCCAAAACAUUUUUCAAACAUAUCGUACAUAAAAUUGGUGAAUAACUGUGUGUUGAAUUCUUGUUAGCCAUAUACACUUUAGCUAUAAUUAGCAGAUAAGUUGUAUUAACAUUUAGGGGUAUCAGGAGUAGCUUGUAUCCUAAAGCCAAUCUUAAGCAUUUUAACAUACUAUAUGACCAUAUGCUAUGGCUUCUACACAGCUUUGCUUACCUUUAUUUCUGAUUUCAGAAGAAAGGUGCAUCAGGUCUGUGAUUUCUGGGCAAGUUUUCCUGCAAAGUUGACAGUCAUGUUCACUUGAUUCCCCCUCUGAGGGCUCAACUAAUAAAAUUCACUUAAGCAAAUACAGUAAUUAA